AUGCAAGGAGAGGUUAUGUCAAACAAUCGGCCAUUUGAUAAUGGCAAUCAUAAUGGAAAUUCUAAUAAUAAUGAGGAAAAGAAAGAUUUCUGGAAUCCAGCAUUUAUGACGCAACAGCGUGGAUUUCAGCAACAGCAACAACAACAACCACAGCAAUCUGCGUUGAAUAGUGAUAUCGAUCCAGGUAUGCGUCCAGGUCAAUUUAUUUUCAAUAAUCCUUGGCGAAAUGACCCAGCAUCCAGGAAAAACAGUCUUGCCGCCAGUCCUUUUCCAGAUAAUUCUAUGGGAAUGUUAGAUAUAGAUUAUAGAAGAAGAAAAUCUAGUUUGGUUACACCACCAUCAAGAACAGCUAACACCAAUCCAUUUCAAUCUGAUAAAGCUGCCAAUUUUCCUCAAUCUACUGCAGCAUAUCAGCAACAAAGACAAUUCCUUGCCAAUGACAAUGGUAUGUUUGCGGAUAGGUUGGGACCAUCCAUGAACUUUGUUGAUCCAAAUGACUUUUACAGAAGACAGAGUGUUGCCGCGGUCUCAUAUCAACCCGAUACUGGUCCAACAAUAACUGCAAAUCAAUCUAUUCCUAUAACGCAUUAUAGACGUUUAAGUGCCUAUCCACAGUCAAUGACGCCAAGUUUGCAUCCAAUUAGAAGGGAAGAGCCAUUAGUGAAACAACAACCAAUUCAUAUCCCUCAAAUGCAUAUCACAAAUUCUGCAAACGAUCUACAACCCCUGAUUAAUCCAACACCCGAUUAUAGAAGAGCAUCUCUAAAUUCAAAGGAAAUAUCGCCAUUGAAUGCCUUGACAACAGGGUUAAUCACAACUUAUUCCUUGUGUUCUCCAGAUUUUGCUUAUAAAACAUCCAAGAAUCCAAAGAGAGUGCUUACAAAACCAAAUGAACCAAGAGGCAAUAAUGGCUUUGAUAAUGUCAAUAGUGAUUAUAUUCUUUAUGUCAAUGAUGUUCUAGGUACUGAGCAAAACAGAAAAUACUUAGUUUUAGAUAUUCUUGGUCAAGGUACAUUUGGUCAAGUUGUAAAAUGUCAAAAUGUUAUGACAAAGGAAAUUGUAGCUGUUAAAGUGGUUAAAUCAAGAUCAGAGUAUGUUAACCAAAGUAUAUCAGAAGUUAAAAUUUUAGAAUUGAUCCAAAAGAAAAUUGAUCCAAAUGAUGAACAUCAUUUCCUAAGAUUGUAUGAUACAUUUGUGCAUAAAAAUCAUUUGUGUUUGGUUUUUGAAUUGUUAAGUAAUAAUCUAUAUGAGUUACUAAAACAAAAUCAAUUUCACGGUUUAAGGAUUCCAUUGAUAAGAACUUUUACAAAACAAUUACUAGAUUCAUUAACAGUAUUAAAAUCAAGCAAGUUGGUACAUUGUGAUCUGAAGCCAGAAAAUAUUACUCUAUGUGCACCAGAUAAACCAGAUAUCAAGGUCAUUGAUUUUGGUUCUUCAUGUGAGGAAACAAGAACUCUAUAUACGUAUAUUCAAUCAAGAUUCUAUCGUGCGCCAGAAAUUAUUUUGGGUAUCCCAUAUUCUACUAGUAUUGAUAUGUGGUCAUUAGGCUGUAUUGUAGCCGAAUUAUUUUUAGGUAUCCCUAUCUUCCCGGGAGCUUCAGAAUUUAACCAACUAACGAGAAUUGUAAAUGCAUUAGGAUACCCACCAACCUGGAUGAUAGAAAGAGGUAAAAACUCUAAAAAAUACCUGGUUCCAGUAGAUUCUCAUCAGAACAACGAUGUGUUAAUAAAUAUUGAUUCUAACAUGAAUCAACCACAUAUAGCACAAGUACAGCCACCAAAAUACAGAUUAAAGACUGUUGAUGAAUUUAAUAUGGAAUUCCAUGCUACUGAAGCUCCAAGCAAAAGAUAUUUUAAGUUUGAAAAAUUGGAGGAGAUUAUCAAAAACUAUAGAAUUUCGAAGAAGGUCCAGAGUUCACCGCAGUUAUUAGAAAGGGAAAUGCGUGAACGUGAAUGUUUAAUCCAUUUCUUAAAUGGUAUAUUGAAUAUUAAUCCAUUUGAAAGAUGGACUCCACAACAGGCAGCCAUGCAUCCAUUUAUAACGGAACAACCAUUUACUGGUGAGUGGUAUCCAUAUAACUCAUUUUCGAUGGCUACACCACCAGACGAAAAUGGUCACAACAUGCAUCAAUUGGAUAAUACUGAAAACUCAGCUUGGAAAGAUCCAACAGCAAAAGAUUUCGAUAAAUUAAGUAUUAACGAUAAGGCUUAA
Messenger RNA from Vanderwaltozyma polyspora DSM 70294, 2211 nucleotides. RefSeq lists its product as uncharacterized. Bases 1 to 2211 code for a protein of 736 amino acids. The transcript has a single exon. The record is from RefSeq and is a predicted model, not a curated record. Gene Ontology annotation, biological process: peptidyl-serine phosphorylation; peptidyl-threonine phosphorylation. Gene Ontology annotation, molecular function: protein tyrosine kinase activity; ATP binding; protein serine/threonine kinase activity. NCBI's taxonomy places the organism in Eukaryota, Fungi, Ascomycota, Saccharomycetes, Saccharomycetales, Saccharomycetaceae. Gene Ontology annotation, cellular component: cytoplasm; nucleus.